This is a messenger RNA of Tinamus guttatus (white-throated tinamou), 732 nucleotides long. NCBI's taxonomy places the organism in Eukaryota, Metazoa, Chordata, Aves, Tinamiformes, Tinamidae. The record is from RefSeq and is a predicted model, not a curated record.
GUUGUCAUCAUGCGCGACUACCAGCACGAGAACGUGGUGGAGAUGUACAACAGCUACCUGGUGGCCGACGAGCUCUGGGUGGUCAUGGAGUUCCUCGAAGGCGGCGCCCUCACCGACAUCGUCACCCACACCAGGAUGAACGAGGAGCAGAUCGCCGCCGUGUGUCUCGCCGUGCUCAAGGCGCUGGCCGUGCUCCACGCGCAGGGCGUCAUCCACCGCGACAUCAAGAGCGACUCCAUCCUCCUCACGCACGACGGGCGGGUGAAACUCUCCGAUUUUGGCUUCUGCGCCCAAGUGAACAAGGAGGUGCCGCGGCGGAAGUCGCUGGUGGGAACGCCGUACUGGAUGGCGCCGGAGCUCAUCUCCCGCCUGCCCUACGGACCGGAGGUGGACAUCUGGUCCCUGGGGGUGAUGGUCAUCGAGAUGGUUGACGGGGAACCGCCGUAUUUCAACGAGCCGCCGCUGAAGGCCAUGAAGAUGAUCCGGGACAACCUGCCGCCCAAGCUCAAGAACGUGCACAAGGUGUCGCCUUCGCUCAAGGGCUUCCUGGACCGCAUGCUGGUGCGGGACCCGCUACAACGGGCCGCCGCCACCGCACUGUUGAAACACCCGUUCACGGGCAAAUCGGGACCGUGGCGGGUGAAGCGGCAGCGCGUGGACCUGCGGGCGCAGGGGCUGGACGCGGCGCUGCUGGACACCCAACAGCCCCCCAUCGUCGUCAUGGACUGGUAG